AUGAUGGUACGCUUACUACUUAUAAUAUAUGUUCUGUGCUUUACACAAAUUUCUCAUCAAUUAAAUAAUGGGCUUGGUCGUACUCCUCAGAUGGGAUGGAAUAGUUGGAAUCAUUUCCAUUGUUCUAUCAAUGAGACGACCGUACGACAAACAGCUGAUGGCAUUGUUGCAACGGGUCUUGCUGCUGCUGGAUAUCUAUAUGUGAAUAUGGACGAUUGUUGGCAAAAAAGUCGCGAUUCACAAGGAACAAUACAAGCUGAUCCAAUCGCUUUUCCAAAUGGUAUUCCAGCGUUGGCUGAUUAUGUUCAUUCAAGAAAACUUAAAUUUGGUCUCUAUUCAGGUGAACAGAUCAGAGUUGAAUUCUUUUACCUAAACGAGAUACAUUUAGAUCGAGGAUAUAAAACAUGUGCAGGUCGACCUGGUUCAUUAGGAUAUGAAACAAAAGAUGCAAUUACAUAUGCGCAGUGGGGUGUUGAUUAUUUGAAACUUGACAGCUGUUACACUGAUGGAACACCAACCGAAGUUGAAUAUUCGAAAAUGCGCGAUGCAUUGAAUGCUUCAGGAAGAGCAAUCUUCUAUUCGUUAUGUGGCGGUGUAACUGUAAACGAUGCCUGGCCUCCCAAGGUUGGAAACAGUUGGAGAACGACUAACGAUAUUCAGGAUAAUUGGUUUUCCAUGAUCAACAAUAUCGAUUUUAAUAAUUAUUUCACAGAAAAGGCAGGACCAGGCGGUUGGAAUGAUCCUGAUAUGCUUGAAAUUGGCAAUGGUGGCAUGACUGACACUGAGUAUCGAACUCAUUUUUCUCUUUGGUCUAUCAGUAAAGCUCCGCUAAUUAUCGGAUGCGAUGUAACAAAAAUGAGUGCGGCUACGAUAGUCACUCUCACAAAUCGCGAAGUCAUUGCUGUCAAUCAAGAUCCAUUGGGUGUUCAGGGAAAGAAAAUUGCUUUGUUUUCAGCUCAGCUGUCUAAUGCAUCCAGUGGAGUUCAGGUUACCAACAAUACACCGGCAGGAAAUUUCGAUCUACGACGUCGUCAAUGGAUAUACGACGUACAAGAUGGAAGUAUUCGAUCCGCAUAUAGUGGCAAAUGUCUGUCCAUCUUUCGUUGUAAUCCAGGACAACCAGCGCAUCUCUUUCUCGACAACUGUCAAAUUGGUGAUCCACAUGCUCAAUGCCAAGGUAAAAAUCAACAAUGGUUAGCUAAUACAACAAAUCAAAGUAUUGUUUCCCAAAUGAAUGGACUGUGCUUAGCCGUUGAUGUUUACGGUAACGAUGGUCCGGCUGUCAAUACAUUUGUGUGUAAUCGUCAAGAGAAUCAAAUCUGGAUGUGGAAUACAACAGAUGGAACACUACGAAAUAAACAUCAAAACGAAUAUUUAGUUGCUCCGUUAGAACUUGAAAUAUGGGCUGGUCCUCUUCAAGGUGGUUCGCAAGCUGUCGUUUUAUUGAAUCGUGGUGAGAAUGAUAAUGAACAAAUCACUGUCAAUUGGACAGAUAUUGGUUUGCCCAUGAAUCAAGCAGCCACUGUGCGUGAUUUAUGGGCUCAUCAAGAUCUUGGAAUAUUCACAGGAAACUAUACAUCGUCGAAUAUUGCAUCACAUGCAGCUGUGAUGCUUAAUAUUACCCUCGUGAAGUAA
This is a messenger RNA of Adineta ricciae, 1635 nucleotides long. The record is from the annotation of a GenBank genome assembly. Lineage: Eukaryota; Metazoa; Rotifera; Eurotatoria; Adinetida; Adinetidae.